Capsicum annuum is the source of this 429-nucleotide messenger RNA. RefSeq names its product craniofacial development protein 2-like. Gene Ontology annotation, cellular component: nucleus. The record is from RefSeq and is a predicted model, not a curated record. The transcript has a single exon. NCBI's taxonomy places the organism in Eukaryota, Viridiplantae, Streptophyta, Magnoliopsida, Solanales, Solanaceae. The coding region runs from base 1 to 429 and encodes 142 amino acids. Gene Ontology annotation, biological process: chromatin remodeling.
AUGGAUGGAUAUAAAUUGUGGUACUCGGGUAGUGUGAGACAUAAAAAAAGGGUAGGUAUCUUAGUAGAUAAAGAACUUAGAAAGCAGGUGGUAGAGGUUAAGAUAGUUAGUGAUAGGUUGAUGUCUAUUAAGUUGGUCAUUGGAGGAUCUACGGUGAACGUUAUUAGUGCCUACGCCCCGCAAGUAGGUUUGGACAAUGAGGAGAAGAGAGACUUUUGGGAGGGUUUAGAUAAGGUGGUGAGUAGCAUCACGAGCUCUGAGAAGCUUGUCAUGGGAGGGGAUUUCAAUGGGAAUAUUGGGUCUUUAUUGAGAGGUUAUGAUGAUGUUCAUGGCAGUUUUGGUUUUGGAGAACGGAAUGAAGGAGGAGCUUCUCUCUUGGAUUUUUCUAGGGCUUUUUUGUUGUGGAUAGUGAAUUUGAGCUUUCAGUAG